AUGAACGACUCAACAAAUGAGACACCGGCUUUUAAAGCAGACUACACUAUCAUCGGUCCUGUAUCGAUGAUUUUUGCUGCGACUUCUGUCAUUAUUACCUCGUAUAUUUUAAUCAUUAUUCUAUCUACAAGACAAUUACAUACUGUGACUCGUUUGUUAACUUGUAACACAUGUUUUGCAUCGAUGUUGUUUUGUGUUACUCAAUUUAUUGCUUACACUUAUCUCUUAGUCAUCAAAUGGGAUACAAGCGAUCAGUCAUGUCGAUGGCGCGGCUAUUUCGGAUAUAUGUCCAUGAUUGCAUUUAUUUACUCUUAUCUUCUGCAAGUCAUAUCGAGAUUCUUCUUCAUUGUUCUCUCAACUAAAUAUCGAUGGUUAACUUCCGCAAAAACACAUCUCUGCAUGAUUUUUAUCGCAUGGACUAUAAUUAUCAUUCUUCCACUACCAACAAUUCUUACAAAUGACAUCAUUUUCCGUAAAGAUGAUCUUUGUUGGGUGCCGAAGAAAUACAAAUUACAUUGUUAUUACAUGGUUGCUGUUUGCUAUGUAAUACCCAUUCUGUUGAUUAUUAUCUUUAAUAUUAAUAUAUUUGCUCGACUCUAUCACAAUAGAAAACAUACCAUCGCACACGGCACGACCAGACGACACGAUCGUGAAUAUUUAGUUUCACGUAACAUCAUGAUCUCAUUUAGCGCUUAUUUCAUCGGCGGAGUUCCGUACAUGCUCUAUAUAUUUUCAGGUGUCGGAUUACUUUAUUCUAUGGGCGUGGUUACUAUCACAUUUGCUGUUAGCAUGGAAAAGUUAGUUAUUAUAUAUCUCGAUGGAGAACUUCGAAGUAUGAUUCGAAAUUAUCUUUGUCAAACAAAAACUGCAGUUGUGCCAUUCGCGGUAAACGUUGGUGUGACUACUCUUCGUUAA
Adineta ricciae is the source of this 915-nucleotide messenger RNA. NCBI's taxonomy places the organism in Eukaryota, Metazoa, Rotifera, Eurotatoria, Adinetida, Adinetidae. The record is from the annotation of a GenBank genome assembly.